Messenger RNA from Mus caroli (Ryukyu mouse), 1905 nucleotides. The record is from RefSeq and is a predicted model, not a curated record. NCBI's taxonomy places the organism in Eukaryota, Metazoa, Chordata, Mammalia, Rodentia, Muridae.
AUGGGGGGAGAGAAGAAGAAGGAUUCAUUGGAAGCUAAACUUAAAAGAAUUACGGAGAUGCAGAGAGAGAACUUUCCAGGGGACACAAGUUUGUCUCUUGAUAUAGACAUCGUGAGAUUCAUGUCAUAUGACUUUUCUGGAAACAUUGUCCUUUCUCACGGUGAUGAGGAUGGAUCGUUGACUUUAUUUGUUCGCUUUGCGCAGCUGCGUCUGCAGUUCCAAGUAGAGCAUCGCGCCAUAGAGGAAGCCGAAGACCACCGUGAGAAGCAGCAGCGUCUGGAAGAUCCGCUUCUGCUUUCGGGAGCACAUCCCGUUUCCCAUAGUCCCUCCUGUGCCCCGCGCUGCGGCGGCGGGAGCCGUCGUGUCCUCGGUCCUCCGCUGCGUCGGACAGCUCAGCAGCGGCCACCACGAGAAGUAGCUGGACACAGCAUGAGCAGAAGAAGCGAGACACAAAAGCCGGACCGGAGAGGAAGAGGCGGCCGCUCAGCCCCCGCGGGCGGCUGGGCGCCAGGUCAUCGACGCCACCCGGCCAGCAGCCACCAAACUUCUGUGAUGUCCGAUUUCUGCGAGUGGCUGGGCCCGUGUGGAGUCUCUUUGCAUACUUCAGAGCCCGCUGCCCUUGCUACUGGUCCCUGCGCGCAGCCGGCUUGGUUUUCCCUACUCCCCACUUUUUGGCCUCCCUGUCCCCACCGUCAGUCCCCGCCCCUCGCGCCGGCUCCCGCUGCUGGACUUUGUCGCUACCACUAGUAGGGGACGCGCGCCCAACAAAGGGACCUGGCUCCCGGCGGCGUCCCCUUGAACGGUCCCUUGGUAUUGAUGAAGAGAUGGGGACUGGUUGGUCUGGUCAGGUUAAGGGGGGGUGGGGGGGUGGGCUGGUGUCACUGAUCUGGAAGCUCCAGCCGCCCGCCACCUCCCACCCAACUUACGUGUCACCCACGGCCCCGCUAUCAUGGCCAACGGGAUUCCGGGAGGAAGUCCCACUCGGGCUCCCCGCUCAUUGGGCCCGCGCAAGCCACCGCUCCCUCCUUUCGGGGAGCUAAUGCUGGGCUCCAUUGGACGCCAGCUUUGUCCGUCCCGCCCCAGGCCGCGCCUUCCCUCUCAGCUCUGGGCAGGCUCUGAGCUCCGUGGGCCGCGCGGCCGCCUGGCGCCUGGGUGCGCCCACGUGGAGCCUGGAUGGGUGCGGAGGGGUGGAGGAGCCGGGUUGGGAGGGCUAGGGACUUGUCCUGGCCUGAGGCUUGGUGAUCAUUGCACACGUGUGUGCAUGUGUGUGCAUGUAUGUCCCAGCACUUGGAAUGCACGUGGAGCAAGAGUACAGUGCUUAUAUGCACUCCAACAACCGCAAAGCAACCGUGGAUGCACUCUGCUUAGCCCUGCUCAUUUCUUACCCUACAUAAUGAGUUCAGCUUAUGAACACUAUGUUCUUCUCACAUUCUCUCAAGGGCUGCCUACUGAGUCUUGUCCCAUUAGAGGCACUAGGCUAUGUGCAAAUAUGGUAGAAAGUAAGCUGGGACCUUGAAGCUCACUUGACUGUCUACGUGGGGUGGGGAAAGCACUUUGUUGGCAGAAGGAAAGAAAUGAUCUCAUGUUUCCUCUGGCUGCAAAUGGAAUAAUUUUAAAAAACAAAUCUUACAGGCUGAAAUGAGUAUGCAUUCAUUUUGCUAUGUGUAGUUCUCUUAAUGGUAGCAGAAAAAACAUCAGUUACAUUUUUAAAUUACAUUUUCAAGGCCAGCAAAACCCACUACGUUUAACAAAAAGUUAGACAGGCAUAAUAAUGCCAAUCCACUUCAAAGAAAUCCACAGUGCAUUUCUUUCUUCAAUAUAAUCAGGGUGUGUGUGGAAUUGAGGUUAUGCAUAAAUGAUAAAUUUGUUUCUCCUCUUGACCUGAAUUCUAAGAGAAAUAAAUUA